This is a messenger RNA of Mycena indigotica, 1644 nucleotides long. RefSeq names its product Delta-1-pyrroline-5-carboxylate dehydrogenase. Lineage: Eukaryota; Fungi; Basidiomycota; Agaricomycetes; Agaricales; Mycenaceae. The record is from RefSeq and is a predicted model, not a curated record. Gene Ontology annotation, cellular component: mitochondrial matrix. Gene Ontology annotation, molecular function: L-glutamate gamma-semialdehyde dehydrogenase (NAD+) activity. Bases 1 to 1644 code for a protein of 547 amino acids. The transcript has 8 exons.
AUGACCACUCCUCAACUGGCCACCUUCACAGUACCCGCUGUCGACAAUGAACCCAUGCGUCCAUACGGCCCGGGCUCCGCCGAACGCGCUGGACUGGAGGCUGCAAUUAAGCAGAUGCAGGCCGAUCUUCCUUUCGAGGUGCCCUGCAUCAUCAAUGGCAAGCCUGUGAAAACAGGAAAACUAGCUUCUCAACCUUUACCCCACGACCAUGCUCGGAAUCUCUGCACUUAUCAUGAAGCUGACUCUGCUACUGUCACCCAAGCCAUAGAUGGAGCGCUUUCCGCCAAGGCUGAAUGGGAAUCCUUACCCUGGAACGACCGUGCAGCCAUCUUUCUGAAGGCAGCGGAUCUUGUUUCUGGGAAAUAUCGCUACAAGCUCAUGGCCGCGACGAUGCUCGGUCAAGGGAAGAAUGCAUGGCAGGCAGAGAUUGACGCCGCCGCUGAGUUAGCCGAUUUCCUGCGCUUUGGCGUAAAAUUUGUGCAGGACUUAUAUGCCCAGCAACCGACCAAGAACUCUCCUGGAGCAUGGAACCGCGUCGAGUAUCGUGCUCUUGAAGGCUUCGUUCUCGCCAUUUCCCCAUUCAAUUUCACUGCUAUUGGAGGCAACCUCAAUGCCACACCUGCUCUUGUUGGGAACGUUACCAUCUGGAAGCCAUCGCCUAUGGCAGUGUACGCAAACUACAUCACGCACCAAAUAUUCCUCGAAGCUGGAGUACCUCCCUCCGUUAUCCAGUUUGUUCCCGGCCCACCCGAGAUCGUCGCCCAACAAGCACUCAAACAUCCGUCCUUUGCGGCUCUCCACUUCACGGGCAGCACUUUUGUCUUCAAACAGCUAUGGAAAGACAUCGCCUCGAACCUAGAAGUGUACAAGAGCUAUCCAAAGAUAGUUGGUGAAACGGGGGGCAAAAACUUCCAUCUCAUUCACGAAAGCGCGGACAUCCGCAACGCCGUUUUACAGUCUAUUCGUGGCGCGUUCGAGUAUCAAGGCCAAAAGUGCUCGGCUCUCUCCCGUUUAUACGUUUCGUCAUCCGUUUGGUCCGGAGGCUUCAAGGAAAUGCUGCUGUCAGAGAUUUCGAAGAUCAAGGUUGGUGCUCCAGACGACUGGAGCAACUACAUGGGUCCCGUUAUUGGUCGUCCUGCCUUCGAAAAGAUAAUGAGUUAUAUCGAGAAGGCGAAGCAGGCUGGCGGAGACAUCUUGAUCGGCGGAACUGGCGACGACUCCAAAGGGUACUUCGUUCAACCAACUGUCAUCGAGACCAAGGAUCCCCGAUCAGUGACGAUGGUUGAAGAAAUUUUUGGUCCGGUCAUCACCAUUUAUGUAUUCGACGAUGCGCAAUACGACGAAACUCUCAAGCUCAUAGAUUCGACAUCUCAGUAUGCUUUGACUGGUGCAAUUUUUGCUACUCAGCGUUCGGCGCUCCUCAAAGCAACCAACGCCUUACGGAACGCCGCAGGCAAUGUGUAUUACAACGAAAAGUGCACUGGCGCGGUCGUUGGACAGCAGCCAUUCGGUGGUGGUCGGGCUAGCGGCACUAAUGAUAAAGCGGGUAGCAUCAGCAUUUUCUAUCGCUUCGUCAGUCCGCGAAGCAUCAAGGAAAACUUUGUGGGGUUGGAAGGCUACACAUACCCCAGUAACUUGGUUUAG